Messenger RNA from Panthera uncia (snow leopard), 3098 nucleotides. It is a transcript of the gene RABL2B, whose product is annotated as RAB, member of RAS oncogene family like 2B. Gene Ontology annotation, cellular component: endosome; Golgi apparatus. The coding region runs from base 368 to 1087 and encodes 239 amino acids. NCBI's taxonomy places the organism in Eukaryota, Metazoa, Chordata, Mammalia, Carnivora, Felidae. The transcript has 8 exons. The record is from RefSeq and is a predicted model, not a curated record. Gene Ontology annotation, molecular function: GTP binding; GTPase activity.
GUAAGACAGAGUACAAGGUAAGAUAGAGCUUGCCUAUUACAAGUAAGAUCACCAGGGAAGGUCCCACUGCUCAGGUGACAUUUGAGCAAAGCCCUGGAGGACCUGCAGAAUAUUAGGGGAAUGGCUCUUGGGCAGAGGGCACAGUCUGCCUGGUGUCAGUUUCCUAGGCAUAGAGCAGGGAUCAUGGUGUUUGUCAGUAGUGUGCAGAGGCAGGAACAGUGGGUCUGAGAGCCUCGCGUGGACUGGUAUAUGAACUUGUGGUAAUGUAGCCUGUUUUGUUAUGAGGGGCUAGUAAUGCUGAUUCCGGGUUCCAGACUUGGAGAAUGGGGUGAUGCCACUAACUAGAUAAUUCAGGAACAAGGACAGGAUGAGUGGGUUAAACAAACUCACUUUUAGACUUAUUGAGUUCAUGGUUCACACAGACUUCUCCAGUGUAGACGUAUGGCAGAGCUCCAAAGAUCGGUCUUUAUCCCUUCAACUAAUACAGGUUACCGGCUGUUGUGGUGCUCCAAAAGAAGGAAGACUUAUGGAGAGGUUUCUCAUGGAUGGAUUUCAGCCGCAACAGCUGUCCACGUAUGCCCUGACCCUGUACAAGCACACGGCCACGGUGGACGGCAAGACUGUCCUUGUGGACUUUUGGGACACAGCCGGCCAGGAGCGGUUCCAGAGCAUGCAUGCCUCCUACUACCACAAGGCCCACGCCUGCAUCAUGGUGUUCGAUGUGCAGAGGAAAGUCACCUACAAGAACCUGAGCACCUGGUACACAGAGCUUCGGGAGUUCAGGCCAGAGAUCCCGUGCAUCGUGGUGGCCAAUAAAAUUGAUGCAGACAUAAAGAUGACCCAAAAGAGCUUCAAUUUUGCCAGGAAGUUCUCCCUUCCCCUGUACUUUGUCUCAGCUGCUGAUGGUACCAAUGUUGUGAAGCUCUUCAAUGAUGCAAUUCGAUUAGCUGUGUCGUACAAACACAACUCCCGGGACUUCAUGGACGAGGUUUUGCAGGAGCUUGAGAACUUUGAUUUGGAGCAGAAGGAGGAAGAUGUGCCAGACCAAGUGCAGCGUGGCAGUCUUGAGAGCCUCUCCCCUUCCUGAGAGAAGGAAGCCUCUCUUCAUGGACUUGGGGGGUGGGGGUUCUUUCAGAAUACCCUCCCCUCAACAACCCUCCAGCUCUGAAUUGAAAAACUCUUGCAGGCCAUCCCCCUCUCUGCCUCCUGCAAGCCCACCCAUUCCCCCCACCACCACCUCCAUGGCCCAUGAUACCUGACCUUUCCACAGUUGCCACCCCCACCCCCGUACUCAGGGACAGGGAUGGGGUCUGCACAAGCAAGCACCCUCGACAGGUAUGAGAAGUCCAAGCAGAGCGUCAAGCAGAGUUAGAGAUCAGUACCUGAAGCCUCCCUAUGUUGUGUAGGGGCAGUGAAGAGCUUCAGGGAACAUGCUUUGUGUAUCUCUCAAAUAAAAGGAAACUGAGGUGUGUUUUCUCUCCCAGAACUGACCUCAGGGCCUAUUCAUUGCCUUUCCACCAAGGGAAUUAUUUCUAAUCCCUUACCAUCCCAUUCCCACCUCUACAGAUUUGGGGGGUGGGGGGGGUGCUCCAUUCUUUUUCCUCUUUAGUCUCCCAACCAGCUUUUUUUAGAAAUGGUUUUGAGCAGACAGCUGUUCAUCCCACAUGUUUCUCAGGGUACCUGGGUACUGCCAGCACACUGGUAAACUGAGGUCUAGAUCACAGGACAGGUUGGCCAUUAAAGUCAGGGAAACAGGUGACAUGUCUAACAACACUUAAUACCAUGGCUCACCUAUUUGGAUUAGAAGAGCUUCCCGUAGCCGCCACCCCCCCCACUUGUUUUUUGAGACUAUUUGGGCACUGCUUUGUGGGGCAGGGAGAAGGGCUGCCCUACUGCCUUUCCCCCUUCUCUCCUGGACUUGGGGCUCACUGGUGUGUGUAUGAUCAUCCUGUGCAUUGUUUCCAUUGCUUUCAUUUUUAUAGUAAAGCUUGACUUAACACAAACGUUACACGUUAUGUGCAUGCUUGUGGGUCUGGAUUUCACUGAGCAAAAACCCACAGAAAGAACUUGUGAUCAUUAGCUGAUUAGGAGGAAGGUUGCCUUGACCUGACAUGCGAGGGCAGCCCUGGUCAGCUUUACUGACCAUUUCAAUGGAAUUCAGCAUUUUAAAAAGAAUGUGUAUUUGGGAAGAACAAGAAACAAGAACAAACCUUAUUUGCCUUUAAAUUACUAAUUCUUACAAUUUCAACUGAAAAGAUGUAACUUGACCUGGGAUUUGGGGGAAUGUGUUACCCUGGUGAGGUGGGCCUUUAAGAAUGUCAAAAACAAAACAAAAAACAUUUGGUGUUGUAAAUGACUCGUGUAAGUAUCUUUUUAACAUAAUGGCUUUAUUGAGAUAUCAUUCAAAGACCAUAGAAUUCACCAUCAGUAUUGGUUUUAUGUAACCAUUUGGAGUCAGGUUCCAAAGUGAGGGGAGCAGAAGAGGGUGGGAGGCCAGCUUCAGUCUCCUCUGCCUCAGAGUUGGUCCCACUUAGAGACCAGGAGCUUUUUGUGGAGGUCAGCUAUUGUGGGACAGGGAGGGGGGUGCAGGUGGUGGCCCCUAGCCUCCAAAGCAAAGUGGCUCCUCCUGCGAGUCAGCAAAGGGCAGUUCUCUGGAGAAAAGGGCAGGGUUAUCCAUCAACACUUAAAGCAGCCAGGGGAGGAGUGCUCAGGCAGGGUGCCAGAAGCACCCAUGGCCACCCACCUUCACAUGCUCAGACCCACCUGCUGCUUAAAGUUCAUUCCACCCUGACUAAUACAGGGAACACCACCCCUGGAUCUUUUUUUAAAUAAUUUAUUGAGGUGAAACUUAUAUAACAUAAAAUUAACCAUUUUAAAGUAAACGACGCAGUCCCAUUUAGUACAAUUUCAAUGCUGUGCAACUAUCACCUCUGUCUAGUUCUAAAAUAUUUCCAUCACUCAAAAGUAAAACCCCUUGCUCAUCAAGCAGUUUCUCCCCCAGACCCCCUCCCUUCAGCCCCUAGCAAAUUCUAAGCUGUAUUCUGUCUAUGGAUUUACCUAUCCUGAAUAUUUCAUAUAAAUGGAAUGAUAUACUGUGA